Molecule: messenger RNA, 3591 nt
Organism: Adineta ricciae
Lineage: Eukaryota; Metazoa; Rotifera; Eurotatoria; Adinetida; Adinetidae
Source: the annotation of a GenBank genome assembly
AUGGUCGAUAUAUUCAAGUCGGCUAUUGACGCAGCAUUCGGUGCUGGAUCGAGUGCUCGUAUUACGAAUAAUAUUGGACUAGGUGGUGGUUCAUCGGGAACAGGGAGUGGAGGUGUUAGAAGUGAUUUCACUGGUCAAAUUGUUGAUGUUGGAAACAUUCGAUUGCGUGUUGGAAAUCAAAUUGCCGAGGGUGGUUAUGCGUUGGUAUUCAUUGCCUACGACGUUAAAACAAACAAAGAAUAUGCAUUAAAAAGAUUGUUCGCUGCAGAUGAUAGCGCAAGAAAAGCUAUUGCUCAGGAAAUAUCAUUCCUACAAAAACUAAAUGGUCAUCCGCAUAUCGUUCCAUACAUAGCUGCAGCAUCAAAUCAAGAUCCAACGUUACGUCGUACGGAGUAUUUACUUGUAACAGAAUAUUGUUCCGGUGGACGGCUAUAUGAACGAGUUGUUCAUCGUUCGAAAUCAUUAGAAGUGGAACAAGUCAUUCAGAUUUUUUAUCAAAUCUGUCGCGCUGUGAAACACAUGCACGAACAAGAACCACCCAUCAUUCAUCGAGAUCUAAAAGUCGAAAAUUGUCUUUUAACAUCCACUGGUUUCAUUCAAUUGUGUGACUUUGGCUCGGCAACCACGAAAGUCUACCUACCAGAUGAAACUUGGACAGUUAAAAAACGCGAAUUCGUCGAAGAUGAAAUGACUAAAGUAACGACACCAAUGUACAGAGCACCGGAAAUGUUAGACACGUACAGUAAUUAUCCUAUCAAUGAACAAGUGGACAUUUGGGCACUCGGUUGUCUUCUGUAUUAUUUAUGUUUCAUAAAUCAUCCGUUUGAAGAUUCUGCGAAAUUACGAAUUCUGAAUGCAAAAUAUACAAUACCUGCUAAUAAUACAAAGUAUACUGUCCUUCAUGAUCUUAUACGCACUUUGUUACAAAUCGAUCCACGUCAACGGCCAACAAUUCAUACACUUGUUGAAAAUAUCGAAGAUAUAGCCAUUGGAAAUGAUGUUGGUCUCAAUGAACCACUAAUGUUUCUUUUCAAUUCUAAUGAAAUAAUGUCGCCAACUAAUACAAUGACUUCCUCUAGUGCCGUCGCUAAUCCAUCAUCGAUAAAUGCUCCAAGACCACCGACAACUGCGGGUAGCUCGUCAUUUGGUGCUGGUGUGAGCAGUUACCUUCCAUCAUCAAUCAAAGGUUUAAAUACAUCGGGAAAGACAUGGAUGAAGAAUAUUUUAGACACAUCCACGAAAGUAAUCAAUGAAGGUGUUCAACAAGUUAAGCAAACUUUAGCUACGAACGUCCCAACAAGCUCAACAAUUGGAGGUUCUAGUCAACAUCAUCAUUUCGAAGUUGAUAUGAGUUAUAUCUCAUCGAAAUUAAUCGUCAUGGCUACACCACGUGAUAAUCCAACAGAAUUAGCUGGUCGCCAAUCCGCGGAAUUAAUUCGUGAUUCACUCGAUACAAAACAUUCUCAAUCGUACAUGCUGUUCUCGCUUGAUCAUCCACAUCGCAAUCACCCAAGCUAUCGAAAAGAAAUUUUUCACAAUCGCGUGAUCGAUUUACCACUAGGCGAUGAAAAGCAUGCGCCACGUUUGAUCGAUCUUUUAUGCUUCUGCCAAAAAAUCAGCUCGUUUCUGUUGGAAUCAUCAUCAAACGUCGCUGUUCUUCAUUGCCAUGAUGGAAGAAAUCAAGUUGCUUUUGCCGCAUGUGCUUUAAUUGCUUACCAUGGACUGUUUCAACAAGUUGAUCACAUUGUUCGGUAUUAUGAAGCACGCCGUUGUGCACAUCCCAUGUUGACAAUGUCUCAAAAAAGAUACAUUCAAUAUAUCUGCGAUUUAGCAUGUGGCACAAUUGAAAGACCGCAUUUUAAUGAGUUGGUUUUGAAAUCAAUCAAUCUCUCGCCAGUUCCACUAUUCAAUCGAGAAAGAAAUGGUUGUCGACCAUAUGUAGAUAUUUUAAAUCCAGAGGGUAAAAAGAUAUUUUCAACGUAUCAAGAUUCAAAUAAACUUCGAUUGUUUACUGCAAUGGACGGUGUUUGUCUUGUGCCACUCAAUGUUCCAUUUAGUGGCGAUCUGACAAUUCACGUUUCACACGCUCCUAUCGGUCUGUCAUUACAUGCACAUGACGGUGGCAUUCGCAUAUGUGAAUUAACGAUAAAUUCAAACUUUUGUUCCUUAAAUCAUUCCGAAUUAUCUUAUUCGCGAUAUGAAUUGGAUGGUAUUGAACAUACGGAAAAAUAUCCGCCAUCUUUCCGUGUCACACUUGACACAACAGUAUCGAAACGAACGGCAUCAAAUGAUCAAGAUGUCAUUUCGAAACAAUUGGAUGGUACAUUGAAAAAACCACAAUGUCUUUUCAAAGACGAUAUCGAAUUUCGACAUACGAUUGAAGAAUACGAAAAACGUUUUAAAAUCUCGAGUGGUGAUGGCUAUCAAUACCGUGGUAACUUUCCGACGGAAUCUCCUUCAUUGAACCGUUCGACUAAGCUCAAUACUGACCAACCGACUGCAAAUGUUAGUAAUCCAUCUUCCCCUCAAGUUAAUCGACGUACAUCACCAUCGCCGCAAACGAUCUUCUCGAAUCCAUUUCAAGAACAACAAGGAGAAACUAAAGCUUCGUUUCAAGAAGAAGCACAACCUAAUGACGAAGUCGCAGUUGGCACUCUACUUGACAUCACUGGCGAUGAUUCGCACGUUUUCCAAAGUCAACCAACCAUGCUGACGAAUACCCAAAACGAUUUGUUUGAUUUACAUAUUGAUACUUCAUCAACAUUUUCUGCUCCGAUUCAACCAGUUAAAACCAGCGAUUUGCUUGGCGUUGAUUUCAAUUCAAUGCCAUUAGAUAAACCGAUAUUACAUCGAAAUGCAUCGGAAACUGUCCUACCUCCACCUAUGCAAGCAACAACUAUACUUAAAGCAGAAACCAAGUCAACAUCGAAUCAAAAUAUUAAUCGUUUAGAUCCAUUUAAAGAUUUAUUUACAUCAUCGUCAACAACACAAAAAACGUCAAGUAAUGAAAGUCUGGCUGCUAAACAAGCUGCAGCUGCCGCGAAAACGCCCAGCACACCACCUACAUCAACAACAUCGAUUCCUAAUUAUAAUAUCAAUCUAGCAAGUAAACCAACUCCUCCGCCCGCACCACAACAAUCUAAUCCGGUUCAACCACCUCCGGCUCAAGCUCGCUCUCAAGCGACUAAGAUCGAUUUCGAUACAUUAGUUCGAGAACAAGCAGGAAUGUCGGAUUUUGGUUCAAAAGCACGGCAAGGUACUGCAGCUAUCGGCGAUAUACGUAAAGCCGAACUAGCUAAAGAUCUUGAUCCAACCGUGCUCAGAGUUCGAGAAUGGACUGAAGGCAAAAAGAGAAAUAUUCGAGCAUUAUUAUGUUCGUUAUCAACAGUCACAUGGCCAGAAUGCGCUUGGGGUGGAUGCCAUAUGCAUGAUUUAUUAACUCCAGAUCAAGUUAAGAAAGUUUACCGAAAAGCUGUUCUUUACAUUCAUCCGGAUAAACUCCGUGGUGAUCCGAAUGAACCGUUAGCAAAAUUAAUUUUCGUCGAACUCAAUGAAGCUUGGUCGCAAUUUGAACAGGAAACAAAUCAAUAA